Messenger RNA from Marchantia polymorpha subsp. ruderalis, 2638 nucleotides. The record is from the annotation of a GenBank genome assembly. NCBI's taxonomy places the organism in Eukaryota, Viridiplantae, Streptophyta, Marchantiopsida, Marchantiales, Marchantiaceae.
CGAGGCCUUCUGCUCCCUUGCUUCGACGGGCGGGCGACAAAUUGUUGCAAUGGAGACAGGACUUCAGAUUUCUUCGGAGUUGUGAAGCAAUCUGAAGAAACCAUCGAUAGUAUUGAACCCAUGUCAGAUUCGCGAAUACUCUUCCGCCGACGAUGAUCAUCCAGCAGCAGUGGGGGUCUCGUCAGGGCCACGAGCUUAGUUCUUGAAGUACGUCUACCGCAUCCUCGUACUCCUGCUCGCGAAGGCGCGAUCUUUCUCUGCGAUGGAUCCGGAAUCCGAAAUUACGGCGGGAGGCGAAGGUCAAGGUAGGGAGGUUGCGGAGUUUGUGGACAACUUGAAAGCACGUUUGAAGGAAGUAGAGAGAGGCUCCGAGUGGACGAGACAAUGUGAGGAUCUUUUGAAGAAAAUCAACAGUUCGCUUGAUCCAAAUGUCGCUUAUGGACAGGAGCUUUUAGACAUUGCUGGAGGCAGUGACCUACUCGAGGUCGUAGUGCAGUAUGCUGGCAUAUCUGAAGGAUGUGAAGCAAAUAUCAAUACUUUGAUUGCAAAUAUGGCUGCAUCCUGUGAUCCGCGGGAAAUGUUUACGAUAUUUUUUGAGGUAAUCAACAUCUACACUAAACCUCGGACACUACAUCUUUGUAUACCUCUUUUACAUGGGCUUUCGAUCGUCUUUCCUCGAAUCAGGAGGCGACAAGUAGAGUUCUUUAAGGAGGCAAUUCCGGGCUUAUUAGAAGUCGGAAGGGCUGCUUUAGAAGUUAAGGGUGCUACAGGCGAGAAUGAUUCGGACGAUGAGGUUUCUGAGUCAAGAGCUCAACAAAUACCGCAUUACCGAGUUCCGGACAACAUACCUUCCAAAUUGGUCGAAAAGUUGGUCAAUCUGGGCAAGACAAUGAGAGAAGUGUACACUGGUGAUGAUAAUCAGAGGCUCAGCGACAUCCUCGUCUUAUAUAUCUUAAGACUUCUGAGUUUAGCGAGUUGUAGCACUAGUGCGAUUGAAGGUGGAGUUCCAGAGAUUGUCAUGGAAGUUAUGAACCUGCUGUCCUCCAGUAACCUCUUCGUCAAAGAAAUUCUUACAACAAGGAAACUGGAGGAGAUUCUAGAUCGUUACUCUGAUGAAGAUGAAGAUCAGAUCCUUCGGACUCGGUUUGAGGCCACAGUAGGAGCCGCACUUGCAGUGUACUGGUAUAUUUUUAACAAAGACUCUUCCACUGUCACUUUGGUGUUCGACUUUCUGAAAAGUCAAGUCGAGAAUUCUGGACGUCAAGGUGUUUCUUAUGUCAUCAACAUGGCAAGCAUUUUGCUUGUUCCUUUGGGAUGGAAUCAAGAUGUGUCUUUCCAGCAGAAAGGAGUGACUUUACUGACGUCAAUUCUUGAAGUCCUUAAAACAAUAUCCAAUACCAGUCACACAGUUCAACCUGAUGAUUCAUCGAUCUAUAUUAUGCCAGCUCUGAAGAGGAUCCAAGAUCUUGUUGUCCACACUGCAAACACCAAGCUACGUCGAGAGGCAUACGCUCUCCUAAUCAAGACAAUCAAACAGACUCUUCCAGCACCAGAAAGGUUUCAAGCUUUAUUUGAUAUUAUAACGAACUGCGAUCAUCCAUCUUUGGUUUCACUGCUUUUGAACUGUGUUAAAGAUGAAGUCGUGAGUGCAUGGCCACCAGUUGUGGAUCUUCCGAUUCAGAGAGGAAGCGAUGGCCUCUCGACGUCUGCCUCAGCUGAGACCUUCACAGAGGGCAUGACGUUGUCUCCGUUCGUUAAUAGCCAAGUAUUACAGUUCAUCCAGUGUGUUCUUCGAACAAGAGAUGGAGAUCUCGCGGAACUUCCUAGAAAUAUUGAUGCGGUCGUGAGUGCCUUAAACUUGUAUCGUUUCCUACUGAUAAGGGAAUCUUCAGGAAAUACCAAUUAUACACAAGUGCUCGGUCAUGAUGAACUUGUGAAGGGCCGGACAUAUUGGCUUUUGCCGAUCAGGGAACAGGCUUUAAGCGUCAGAAGUGUGUUGGAGAGAGUGGAUUCCGAAACAGACUCAAGUGCAGACAUGAUGUUGGCAAUCGAUUGUCUACAGUCAGUACUUUAUCGAUGUUUAGAAAUAGUGGAGGAGGUGCAGAGAGGUUUACCUAACUGAACCCAUGAGGAGCGAUCUAUCCGCUCAGCUGCACUUCGCAGUCUGAACGUUGUGUGCAAAUUUACGAAAAUUUGCGGAAGACGCUGCUGGUAUAUUUUCAACUGUGCCUUACGGCGUUGUAGUCUCGAGUAAUGAAAGAGGUCAAACAUAGUCUGAGAAAGGGGCGGUAGUGAGCCCCAAUGGCUAUGUAAUGUUCAGAGACGCGUGACAACAACGGAAGCAUUCGUUAUGGCGAGAAGAACGUGAUUUCACUGCGUGAACGCGUAUUCCCUAGCAUCUGUUGUAUUUAGGAUUCCUCCAUUGUCCAUCCGUUUCCGACGGAUCAGCCUCAGUCACAAGCCUGAAUAUACUGUACUUGCACUACUCUAGAUGUUGUCGCUCACUGGUGACACCCCAGGACCCCAAUCCUUGUGCAAGGCCCAUAGGGUUUACUUUAGACCAUUAUUUCUAGGAUAAAGUGAACUGUAAGGCUGGCCGGAGAAGCAAUAAUAAAAUGAUGGUGAAUUUUGAACCCGG